Messenger RNA from Kickxella alabastrina, 5297 nucleotides. RefSeq lists its product as uncharacterized. The transcript has 2 exons. Gene Ontology annotation, molecular function: structural molecule activity; clathrin light chain binding. Bases 127 to 5190 code for a protein of 1687 amino acids. Gene Ontology annotation, biological process: receptor-mediated endocytosis; Golgi to endosome transport; intracellular protein transport. Gene Ontology annotation, cellular component: clathrin coat of trans-Golgi network vesicle; clathrin coat of coated pit; clathrin complex. Lineage: Eukaryota; Fungi; Kickxellomycota; Kickxellomycetes; Kickxellales; Kickxellaceae. The record is from RefSeq and is a predicted model, not a curated record.
CAACCCUCUUUUUCACUUCUACAUAAUAUAUCAGCGCCAUUUUCUCUAUUGACUUUUUAUUUUUGCUUUUUCGCAUCCACACACCUUUAAUCCGAAAGAAUAAAUAAUACCGCUUCUGACUUUGCAAUGGCCGAUCAGUUGCCAAUUACGUUUCAGGAGUAUGUGAAGCUCCCCGAGCUGGGCAUUGACAUAAGCAAUAUAAGCUUCAAUACACUGACGCUCCAGUCAGACAAAUUCAUUUGCAUUCGCGAGAAAACAGCACAGCGCGAGCAGGUAUGUAUCGUGGACUUGCAGGACACGUCAAAGACGUUCCGCCGGCCCAUCACGGCCGACUCUGCCAUCAUGAACCCUGAGAACACGAUUAUCGCCCUCAAGGCUGGCCGCAACCUGCAGGUGUUUAACCUGGAGCUCAAGGCGAAGGUCAAGUCGUGCCUAAUGAAUGAAGAUGUGCAGUACUGGCGCUGGCUCACCGCUUUUGACAUCGCCCUGGUCACAGAGACCUCCGUGUUCCACUGGUCCAUCGAGGGCACGUCGUCGCCGGUAAAGCAGUUUGAGCGCCACGCAAGCCUCAAUGGCACCCAAAUUAUCAGCUACUGCACAAACGCCAAGAUGAACUGGAUGGCGCUUAUCGGUAUUUCCGCUCCCCAGGGCCGCAUUGUGGGCAGCAUGCAGCUGUACAACAAGGACCGCAGUGCCAGCCAGCCUAUCGAGGCCCAUGCCGCCGAGUUUUCCGAAAUUUGGCUGGAGGGUGCGUCGCAGCCAACGCAGGUGUUUGCCUUCACCUCACGCGGUGCAGCUGGCUCCAAGCUGCACAUCGUCGAGAUUGACCAUGUCGACGGCAACCCGCCGUUUCAGAAGCGCUCGACCGAUGUGUUCUUCCCGCCCGAGGCUGUAAAUGACUUCCCCGUCGCUAUGCAGGCUGGUCCCAAGUACGAGCUGGUCUAUAUGGUGACCAAGUUUGGCUUCAUCCACUUGUUUGAUCUUGAGACAGGCGCGUGCAUAUUCACCAAUCGCAUUUCGGGCGAUACAGUCUUUGUCACGACGAAGCACGAAAACGGAAUCAUUGGAGUCAACCGCAAGGGCCAGGUCCUGUCGGUCAGCGUUAAUGAGGAUACGAUCAUUCCGUACAUCCUGCAGAGCACUGGUAACGUCGAGCUGGCUUUCCGCAUGGCCUCGCAUGCCAAUCUGCCUGGCGCCGACCAGCUCUAUGUGCAGCGCUUCCAGCAGCUCAUGUCGCAGGGCCAGCACGGCGACGCAGCCAAGAUGGCCGCCAGCUCGCCGCGCGGCAUGCUGCGCACAGAGAAUACGAUCAACCAGCUGAAGCACCUGCAGAGCCCACCGGGGCAGCUGUCACCUAUUCUCCAGUACUUUGCUACUAUUCUCGAGAAGGGCGAGCUCAACCGCUACGAGUCCAUCGAGCUGGCACGCCCAGUGCUUGUGUCGAACCGCAAGGCCCUGCUGGAGAAGUGGCUCAAGGAGGACAAGCUUGAGUGCAGCGAGGAACUUGGCGACAUUGUGCAGCCGCACGACGCGACGCUGGCUCUUUCGAUUUACCUCCGCGCCAACGCGCCGGCCAAGGUUGUCAUUUGCUUUGCCCAGUCUGGCCAAUUUGACAAGAUUGUGCUGUACUGCAAGAAGGUGGGCUACACUCCCGACUGGGUGUCGCUGUUGAUGCAAGUCGCGCGCCUGGACGGCGACAAGGCGUGCGAGUUUGCGCUGGCGUUGGUCAAGGAGGAGCCCCCACUUGUUUCGGCCGACCAAGUUGUCGGCGUGUUUGCCAGCCAGAACCUGGUUCAGCAGACAACCCGCUUUCUGCUCGAUGCGCUCAAUGCUGACAAGGAGAGCGACGCCCACCUGCAGACAAAGCUGCUGGAGAUGAACCUGCUGAACGCGCCGCAGGUUGCCGACGCCAUUCUAGGCAACAACAUGCUCUCGCACUUUGACCGGCCGUACAUUGCCCAGCUGGCCGAAAAGGCCGGGCUCUACCAGCGCGCCCUUGAGCUGUACGAUAACCUCGACGACAUCAAGCGCGUCGCCGUGCACACUGAGGUUCUCAACGCCGAGUGGCUUGUCAAUUACUUUGGCAACCUGUCUGUCGAGGACUCGCUGGCUGUGAUGCGCCAGAUGCUGGAGCACAACAUGGCACAGAACCUGCAAAUAGCCGUGCAGGUUGCAAUUAAGUACAGCGAGCUGCUGGGCCCACAGAAGAUCAUCGACAUCUUUGAGGAGUGCCGCUGCAGCGAGGGUCUGUACUACUAUCUGGGUUCAGUGGUCAAUGUGUCCGAGGACCCUGCAGUUGUGUUCAAGUACAUCCAGUCGGCGGUGGCUACCGGGCAGAUCAAGGAGGUCGAGCGCAUUGUGCGCGACAACAACCACUACGACGCCGAGAAGGUUAAGAACUACCUGAAGGAGGCAGCGUUGCCAGACCAGUUACCGCUCAUCAUCGUCUGCGAUCGCCAUGACUUUGUGCACGACCUGGUGCUUUAUUUGUAUUCCAACGGAAUGAGCAAGUACAUUGAGGUUUACGUGCAGCAGGUCAACCCGGGCCGCCUGCCGCAGGUUGUCGGCGCUCUUUUGGACGUGGACUGCGACGAGCACGUGGUCAAGUCGCUGAUUGCAUCCACGCCGCCGCAGUUCUCGGUCGCUGACCUGGUCGCCGAGAUUGAGAAGCGCAACCGCCUCAAGAUUCUGCACCGCUGGCUGGAGGCCAAGGCCAGCGAGGGGUCGCAGGACUCUGGCGUCUACAAUGCUCUCGCCAAGAUCUACAUCGACAGCAACUAUGAGCCCGAGCGCUUCCUGUCGUCGAACAAGCUGUAUGACCCGCUCAUCAUUGGCGCUUACAGUGAGAAGCGCGACCCUGGUCUGGCGUUUUUGGCGUACUCGCAGGGCCAGUGCGACGACGAGCUUCUACGGCUGACCAGCGACAACGGAAUGUUCAAACAGCAGGCGCGUUAUCUGGUUAAACGGCGCGACUUGGGUCUGUGGAGCAAGGCCCUGCUGGGAGACAGCGUGCAUACGCUUAACCAGAGUCACCGGCGCCAGCUCAUCGACCAGGUUGUGUCGUAUGCCCUGCCCGAGGCCGACGAUCCCGAGGAGGUUUCUGUGUGCGUCAAGGCAUUCAUGGGCGCCAAUCUUCCGAACGAGCUGAUCGAGCUCCUCGAGCGCAUCAUUCUCGAGGACACGCCGUUCAGCAACAACAACAACCUGCAGAACCUGCUGAUUCUGACGGCUGUCAAGGUGAGCCCACCGCGCGUGGCUGACUAUGUCGACCGCCUGAGCAACUAUGAUGCGCCGGACAUUGCCGAGAUCUGUAUCAACAAUGGCCUGCACGAGGAGGCGUUUAACGUGUACAAGCGCUUUGAGGUUAACACUGCAGCGAUUGGUGUCUUGAUCGACCACGUCGGCUCGCUGGACCGCGCAUAUGAGUAUGCGGAGCGGUGCGACCAGCCCGACGUGUGGAGCAGGCUUGGCAAAGCGCAGCUUGAGGGGCUGCGCAUCAAGGAGGCCAUCGACUCGUACAACCGGGCCGAUGACGCGAGCAACUACGCUGAGGUUAUCGACGUGGCUUCGCACGCGGGAAAGUUUGACGAUCUCGUACGGUUCCUGUUGAUGGCGCGCAAGAAGGUGCGCGAGCCGGCGGUCGAGUCGGAGCUUUUGUUUGCGUACGCCAAGACUGAGCGCCUGUCGGAUCUCGAGGACAUGCUGCGCGGGCCAAACAUCGCGCAGGUGCAGAAAGUUGGCGAUCGCUGCUACGACGAAGGCUUAUUCGAGGCAGCGCGACUGCUGUUCCAGAGCGUGUCCAACUGGGCGCGACUGGCGUCAACGCUGGUACGCCUUGGUGACUACCAGUCUGCGGUUGAUUGCGGACGCAAGGCCAACUCGACCCAGGUGUGGAAGGACGUCAACGCAGCGUGCAUUGCCGAGAAGGAGUUCCGCCUGGCCCAGAUUUGCGGCCUGCACCUGAUUGUGCAUGCAGAGGAGCUUGAGCCGAUGAUCAGGCUUUACGAGAGCAGUGGACAUGUUGACGAAUUGUGCUCGCUCAUUGAGAACGGCCUUGGGCUGGAGCGCGCACACAUGGGCAUGUUCACAGAGCUGGCCAUUCUGUACUGCAAGUACCGCCCGGAGCAGAUCAUGGACCACCUGAAGCUGUACUGGUCGCGCAUCAACAUCCCCAAGGUUAUCCGCGCGUGUGAGUCAGCGCACCUGUGGCCCGAGCUUGUGUUCCUGUAUGUGCACUACGACGAGUAUGACAACGCCGCGCAGACGAUUAUCGAGCACUCUGCGGACGCGUGGGAGCACGCGAGCUUUAAGGACAUCAUCGUCAAGGUAUCGAAUGUUGAGCUGUACUACAAGGCGUUGCGCUUUUACCUCAAGGAGCAGCCCCUGCUCCUGAACGACCUGUUGAAUGUGAUGAUGGGGCGCGUCGAUCAUACACGCGUGGUCAGCAUGUUCCUAAAGUCAGACAACAUCCCACUGAUCAAGACAUACCUCGUGUCCGCGCAGUCGACCAACAACAAGGCGGUCAACGAGGCGUACAACGACCUGCUCAUAGAGGAGGAAGACUUUGUGGGCCUGCGUAACUCGAUCGACAACCACGACAACUUUGACGGCAUUGGUCUCGCGCAGAGACUGGAGAAGCACGAGCUGCUCGAGUUCCGUCGCAUCGCAGCGCAUCUGUACAACCAGGCCAAGCGCUGGAAGCAUUCGCUGAGCCUGUCGAAGAAGGAUAAGCUGUACAAGGAUGCAAUGACCACAGCGCGGCAGUCGGGCAAUACCGAAAUUGCCGAGGAUCUGCUGCGGUACUUUGUCGAGUCAGGCAAUCCGGCGUGCUUCUCGGCAUGUCUGUUCACCUGCUACGAUAUGGUUCGCUCGGACGUCGUGAUGGAGCUGGCUUGGAGGCAUGGGCUGACUAACGAGGCCAUGCCGUAUUUUAUCAACCUUAUGCGCCAGUACCAGGGCAAGGUGGAUGCGCUGACGAACGAGGUUAGCGAGCUUAAGGCCAAGGUCGAGCGCGGGGCCGGCGGCAAUGGGGCCGCUGCUUCUGCCGCCGGGAGUGGUGCUAAUCAGCUCAUGGGGCCGGCCGGCCUUGGCGGGCGGCUUUUGCUUGGUCCAGGCGGCCCGGCUCCGAAUGCGUUUGGCGGACAAGGUGGGCCUGGCAGCAUGAACGGGUCACAGUUUGGCGGGUUCUAGGGUGUCUUUCUUCUUUAGAUUUGAUUUACGUGUUUUUUGGUCUCAAUGGUUGCAGUUAUAUGGUUCUAGUCGGAAGUAUGACUAAAUUUAAUCAGCUGAAAGAAAAA